AUGUUUUCUGCACUGACGGCUGCGUUUCCUAUUGAUUAUGAUAGUAAUCAGUCCACCGGACUCAACGGAGAGGCCCCAUUGGGUCGCGGCUUUGUGUCAGGCAGUCAAACGCCCAUUUCUCUUUGGGGCGCUCCCUCAACCUCGAGCACUUUCGAUCGCGGAACCGGCAGCCGUCGCGCAGUUCGCGGACAAAGCUCAACCAGCGUUGGAUCAACCACCUCACCUGCCGAACAAGAAUUACUACGGGAGGCAAUUCUCAGUCUAUCCGGUGCUAGUGGCACUCUCAUUCAGUAUAACCCCACACUCGAUGCCUUUGUGCCUGCGUCGAAUCUGGUGAUCUCCCCAAGCAUCCAGUCGCACAUACUGCGCAUUUCGGUGUGUGGCUGGCUCUACAAUCGCGUACGACGGUUCAUUGACGGUGUGCGUGAUGAUCCCGCGGCGGGUAAAGUUAUGCUUUCGUUGGCUCUCUCAGUUGACGAACAACUGACUGAAUACCUGCGUCUAAUCACCCAACUUGAGGCCCAACUGAACUUUGACAACGACCCGUCGAAUUACCAGGAUACUUCGGCCUUCGGUAGCACCGCCAACACCACAGCAACUGCCGUUGCCCCGCCUUCGGGGCAAUUUACCGCCUCCGCCUCAGCUGCGCAGUCGACCUACUCAUUGGCGGACACUGGCCAGGGUAGUCUCGGGUCUAGCAGACAGCCGUUGACGCUGUUGCGACUAUCCCAUUGGCUGAUGGAGCCGAAACGCCGACUCAAAAUCCUCGCUGCUCUUGCUGAUAACUGCGCAUCUUUGAAAGGCGGUGCUCUCGUUUCUAAGGUGAAGAACUCCUGUCUCGUCGUUUACGAAAUGGCCCAGAACGGUGGACCGCAGUUGAAGGCGAUGCUCACUAACAUACUCGUCGACGUUACACGGACCAUCUACGAGAUGAUAGCGCUGUGGAUCUACGACGGACGACUAUCGAGCGACCCAAACCAAGAAUUCUUUAUAACGACUAAUCCCUCCGCCAACAAAGACAACCUCUGGUCCGAAAAAUACGGACUUCGCAAGUCAAUGGUCCCCGUGUUUAUCAGCAAGGAUCAAGCUAGAAAGAUCCUUCUCAUCGGCAAGUCCGUCAACUUCCUCAUGCAUGUGUGUGGCGAUCCGCAGCACUUCAAGGACCUGGAGGCCGUUCGCAAAACUCGCAUUACACAACGUAAGUUACCUGGUUUCCAACCUAGCCCCAACUGCUCACCAUUGGUUUGCGAUCCCGUUUUGUCUUUCACUCCACCACCACCACCACCACCACCACCACCACCACCACCACCACCACCACCACCACCACCACCA
Mesocestoides corti is the source of this 1332-nucleotide messenger RNA. The record is from the annotation of a GenBank genome assembly. NCBI's taxonomy places the organism in Eukaryota, Metazoa, Platyhelminthes, Cestoda, Cyclophyllidea, Mesocestoididae.